AUGCAACGCGCCUGCGUCAACGACGCUGGGGGGGCGGGCUUUCCGCGCGGUGCAUUGUGGGAGAAGGGUGGGGACAUCCUGAGAGCGAUGGACGGCAGCAAAGAUGCGCCAGGGAAAACCAGCCGGUGGUUUGGCGUCACAGUGCCCAAAUCGGUGAAGACCAAUGUGAACAUCCUCCACCAGGAGAAGCUGAUCGCUCAAAAGAAGCGGGAGAUUGAGGCCAAGCUGGAGCGUCAAGCCAAGCGGAGCCACUUGGCUAAUCAGCAGGCCUCGCAGGCCAGCGAUGAUGACAGUGGAGAUGGGGAAAGCUCUGUUUCCAACAAAUUUGCCAACGAUGGGAGUUUCCUCCAGCAGUUCCUCAAGCUGCAGAAGGAGAAGUUGGGCAGUGACGCUUCCUCCAGCUCUGCCAAGGCCUCUGUGGCAAACCCCCCAGCUGCCAGCACUACAAAGAAGCCCUCACUGAGCGGGAAGCGCCCCAACCUGAGUGUCACCAGCAUGCUGAACCAGGUCAAGAACUACACCCAUUCCAAGCAGACACCCGUGACCAACCGCCUCAGUGUUUUCCAGUCGCCAGACGAUGAGGAUGAGGAGGAAGACUAUGAGCAGUGGCUGGAGAUAAAAAUUUGUCCCCCAGAGGACACCCGGACUCGCCGAGUGGUGGAGAAGCUGGCCAGGGUCGUGGCGGAAGGGGGCCCUGAUCUGGAGAAGGUGGCGCUUGAGGACUGCAAGGACAACCCAACUUUUGCAUUCCUGCACGAUAAGAACAGUCCGGAGUUUCUGUAUUACAGGAAAAAGCUGGCGGAAAUGUGGAAGAAGGGUCAAGAUCCAGAAGAGGUCCCUUUGCAGAAAGUUUCGCCUCCAGAGGACGAAGAGACCAAGGACUGCGCCGAGAAGCUCGCCAGGUUCGUUGCUGACGGGGGCCCUGUGGUGGAAAUGGUCGCCCUGAAGAACCACCGGGAGAACCAGUCCUUCAGAUUUUUGUAUGACCCCGGCAGCUCCGGCUACAAGUAUUACCGGCAGAAGCUGGAGGAAUACCGGAAAGCCAACGACGACGCCGAGGGGGUCCCUCCCAUCCCGGCAGCCAACCUGAAACGCAAAGUCCCUCCCAAGGGGGCUCCCUCUUCUUCUUCUUCUUCCUCUUCCUCUUCUUCUUCUUCCUCCUCCUCCUCCUCCUCCUCCUCAGUGGCUCUGCUGCCUACACCGGCCGCCCCUCCUGCAAAGCCACUGCAGCCACUGCCGCCUGCGCCUGCCACCAAAAAAAAGAGGAAAAGCCGGUGGGGCCCGGAAGAGGAGAAGGUGGACUUGCCUCCCCCAGAGCUCACUCAGCAGACAGAGGACCCCUCGCCUACCCCGUUGUCGUUCCAGGACCUCAAAGGCCUCGGCUAUGCGAAGGGGAAGCCGGUCGGGCUGGUGGGGGUGACGGAGCUUUCGGAUGCCCAGAGGAAGCAGCUGAAGGAGCAGCAAGAGAUGCAGCAGAUCUACGACAUCAUCAUAAAGCACAAACAGGCCAUGCAGGAGAUGCAGAUCAUGUGGGAGAAGACGGUCAAGGAGCACCAGUCCGGCUAUGACAGCGAUGAGGAGGUGGACAGCGAGCUGGGCACCUGGGAGCAUCAGCUGAGGCGCAUGGAGAUGGACAAGACGAGGGAGUGGGCAGAGCAGCUGACUCAAAUGGGCCGUGGGAAGCAUUUCAUUGGGGAUUUCCUGCCACCUGACGAGCUGGAGAAGUUCAUGGAGACCUUCAAGGCCCUGAAGGAAGGUCGCGAGCCAGACUACUCCGAAUACAAGGAGUUCAAGCUGACGGUGGAGAACAUCGGUUUCCAAAUGUUGAUGAAGAUGGGCUGGAAGGAGGGCGAAGGCCUGGGGUCGGAGAGACAGGGCAUCAAAGCUCCCGUCAACAAGGGCGUGACAGCAGUAGACGGGGCGGGGUUUGGGAUCGACCGCCCCGCUGACCUGACCAAGGAGGACGAUGAAUACGAAGCGUUCCGCAAGAGGAUGAUGCUGGCCUACAGAUUCCGGCCCAACCCGCUGAACAAUCCCAGACGUCCGUACUACUGAAACCCAGCAACCUGCUUUUCCUCCCCUCUUUUCAAAUCGUCGGUUGGUUGGUUUACUGUGUUGCGUUUAUGGAAUCGACAUAUUCCCCCCCCCCCGCCUUUUUACUUUGAAAGCACUCUUGGUUUUUUUUUUUAAAAAAAACUCAAGACCUGUCUUGUUCGCCCAGCCCAUAGCGAUCAUGGGGAGGGGGCUGUGCUGUUAUUGUUGUCUACCCCCCCCCCCAA
Lacerta agilis (Sand lizard) is the source of this 2279-nucleotide messenger RNA. It is a transcript of the gene SUGP1, whose product is annotated as SURP and G-patch domain containing 1. Gene Ontology annotation, cellular component: nucleoplasm. The transcript has 14 exons. Gene Ontology annotation, biological process: RNA processing. The record is from RefSeq and is a predicted model, not a curated record. Gene Ontology annotation, molecular function: RNA binding. NCBI's taxonomy places the organism in Eukaryota, Metazoa, Chordata, Lepidosauria, Squamata, Lacertidae. Bases 1 to 2055 code for a protein of 684 amino acids.